Messenger RNA from Photinus pyralis (common eastern firefly), 1024 nucleotides. Its product is annotated as locomotion-related protein Hikaru genki-like. Lineage: Eukaryota; Metazoa; Arthropoda; Insecta; Coleoptera; Lampyridae. The record is from RefSeq and is a predicted model, not a curated record. The coding region runs from base 1 to 945 and encodes 314 amino acids. The transcript is spliced from 5 exons.
AUGUAUUGGCAACUUUUCGUGUCGACAACUGAUAUUUUAUCGUUUGCUUCAGGAUGGGCGAUAGCUUCCGAAGAAAGAGAUUGGAAGUACAGAUUAUCAAUUUAUUACGCAAAACCGCAAGAUUCGGGAACGUUCACGUGCUCAACACCUCGAGGGGUAACAAACAGCAUAUCGCUUCACGUCGCCGCCGUACAUUGUGGCCCGAUUUCCGUCUCGAGCAUGCAUCUUACUGUUCGAGUUGAGGGCACAAGAUUGGGGCACACGGCAAUUUUCCAAUGUCCUAUUGGAUUUAAAGUUAACGGAAACGCUAAUCUCACUUGUCAGGCUUCAGGCAAAUGGUCGUCAUCAGUGCCAUCUUGUGACCCAGUACGUUGUCCAUCCUUGGUAACUCCUGGUGCUCUAGACGAACCCCAUGUAAAAGUGAUGGAGCACAACUGCAGCUACGGGGGACGCGCCGUAUUCAGUUGUGCGUGGGGUUACCAACUCGUGGGGCCUCCGGGAGUCGAAUGCGAACUCGACGGUAACUGGUCCGGACCAGUACCGAAAUGCUUACCAAUCCAAUGCUCUCCUCCAGUCAUACCCGUAAACGGACACCUCAUCCAAUCCGAAUCCGCUGGAAUGGACGGCGGAAGGUACGCCGUUGGCAGUCUCGUCCAGUUUGCAUGUCGAGGCGCUCACGUACUAGAAGGGGAACCAAGCAUAAUUUGUACCGAAACUGGGUACUGGUCGCAUCCUCCCCCAUUUUGUAAACCGAGAUGUCCGUAUUUGGGCGAACCCGAGAACGGAGCGGUGGUACCUUCAAAGUUUGCGUACGAACCCGGCGAUGAACUUCAGGUGAUCUGCAAUCCCGGUUUCGAAUCGCGACUAGAAGCUCGACCGAAGUGUCUCGCUGACGGACGAUGGUCGAUGCCCUUGCCCCAAUGUACCAUUUACUCUGAAAUAUAAUUGAAAACGGACUCACUGUAUAUUGUAUAUAUGUUUGUGAUAUACUUAAUUACUUUUAAAUAUAUUUUCUUUUUUAUGA